Messenger RNA from Hypoxylon trugodes, 1255 nucleotides. RefSeq lists its product as uncharacterized. NCBI's taxonomy places the organism in Eukaryota, Fungi, Ascomycota, Sordariomycetes, Xylariales, Hypoxylaceae. The record is from RefSeq and is a predicted model, not a curated record. The coding region runs from base 223 to 795 and encodes 190 amino acids. The transcript is spliced from 3 exons.
CCUGAACCGUAUAAUUGAGUUCGUCUCUCUUCACCUUUCAUAUGUGGCGAGUCGAGCUUCGGGCGGUCGCUGGCGUCCUUACAGUCAUGAUGUCAUCACUACUAAUAAUAUCAUGAUUAGAUUUGCUUUUACGAAUUAAUAACCAACUAUUGCACUUUCCCGAAAGAGUCAUCCUAAUGUUAUUUCAUCUUCCCUUAUCCCAAUAGUCACCGUGCUCACGAAAUGCCUUCAUCUACGUCACCGCACCCUGACCAACGAGGCGCGGAGGCCCAUCCUGAGAGGCCUCGCAAUGUAAAUGGGGAGGUUGAUUACACUCCCCACCCGGAAAAUUCUAUUCCUAUCUCAGAGUCCCGCAAUAUGAUCCAGCAAAAGAUACUCAAUCUGUACUGUGGAAGCGCGUCGGAAGAAGACAUGAAGGUCUACGCCGAGAAGGCCGUUUAUGACGACCCCUUUAGUUACUGCGAUACCAGAUACAAAAUAGCAGGUCAGUGGUACGGACUCCCGAAGCUUUUCAGUAAGUUAGAGUCACUAGGGACGGAGGUCACAUCUUCGACAGAACAUGAGCUUGUCUGGAAGCAGAAGCAUAGGUAUACCUUCAUCGGUAUACAUGCAUCUAAGACUGCAGAUAGCCUUGUAAGCUUGAAGCUCGAGGGCGCGGAGCCUAACGAGAAAGUGGUCUACCAUAAGGACAUGUGGAAUGAGAAGGAUUAUUCUCAUGAAGGUCUCGGCGCUUUGAUGAAGAAGCUCAACGGCGAUAAGCUGACCAAUGUUACUAAACCGCCGGAGACUCUUUAAAGGGUGGUGAGGUCGGGGGUUCAUUCGAACUACCUAAGUGUCAGAAGAAAGAGACCCGUGAGGUUGAUCAAUCGUAGAGUGGCUGCUUCGGGGUAGCUGGUAGGCUGCUGCGUAGCAGUAGCAACGUAGCUGGUGGUUCGAAAGGUCUAUUAACGCUGGCCUAUCUCCUUUUCAGGAGGUGCGAAGCACCUCCUUGUAUAUCUAAUUGUCUCUACGCUAAUCCUAAUUAGGUAAUGCACACUUGUGUGCUAUAUGUUCCUGACACUAAGCACAUGGAUACCUAGGUAGGUUCACUGCAAAACAACAAAACUAAAUUUCGAAAGAAUGUGUGGUUUAUUAACACGCGUUGAAUAUGUUUGUGUAGACUGAGUUGCAAUAAUAGUUAAUCACGAGUAAUCAUACACGAUUUCGAUGAUUAUGUGCCACAGAGCCAACCGUAUACGGGAGGAACUAACUCUGU